Messenger RNA from Uloborus diversus, 1567 nucleotides. RefSeq lists its product as uncharacterized. NCBI's taxonomy places the organism in Eukaryota, Metazoa, Arthropoda, Arachnida, Araneae, Uloboridae. The record is from RefSeq and is a predicted model, not a curated record. Gene Ontology annotation, molecular function: DNA binding. The transcript has 3 exons. Bases 219 to 1550 code for a protein of 443 amino acids.
CUUUAUGUGUACGUUAGUGUGAUUGUAUUGUCCGUAGUAAAUAAAUAACUAUGUGUAAAUAGCAUCUCUCUACUCCUCACUAAUAAAAUACACUGCAGUAAUUGGCGACGAGGAUUAAAACAUUAUGGAUGCUCAGCAAUUUGCGGAAUUAUUAAAAGUUCUAACCGCUAGUAAUGAUAGAAUCCUGGAUCUCAUCUUGAAAAAAGACGAAAACAAAGAUGUUCCUGAGCACAACGAAAAAAGUAUGUGGUUUAAAGAGGAAAUGGAAGCACCUACGAGACUGUUUUUCCAGAGAAGAAAGGUGUCGCAGAGGAACAAGCAGCGAACCCAGGAGGAAACCGUACGUGUACUAUGACAUGAUGUCAUUCAUCAAAAACAAGACGUUUAGCGAACAAAGAGGAAUUAUAAUAAAAGAAGAAAUGAACGAAAGUUCCAAUGGUUCUGGAGAACUCAGAGAAUGCACUACGGAUAAACAGACAACUGCCACAAGUCUUGUUUCUACCCAAAUAUCCACGACUCCAAUAAUAUCAUCUAGAUCUAUAAUAGAAGAGCAAACUGCUGGUACUUCAACAGAAUCUACACAAAGCCCAAUGUCCAGCUCUAUGAUAGAAUGUACAGAAGACGAAACACCUAGUGCCCCCACACAAUUUGCAGAAAAUCAAGUUCCUAAUAUUAUCAACAAAAACAGUUCGGUACUAGAAAAAGAAAAAGCUGACACCUGCGUCGGGUUAGAAUUCAAUAAGUUCUUAGUUGCACUACAAAAACUAACUGAGCGGAAAACAACAACAGAACGAACAAAUCAAGAAUCGAAUGAACUCAGAGAGUUUGAAGUGGAAGGAAUGGAACACCAGGAGCCAACUACAUCCAGUGGAAAUUAUACUUUGUCAUUUUCAAUGGAACUUGAAGAGAAUCAAAUUGUCAAAGCUUCGAAUGAUUGCAUCAGAAGAUUGACUGAAAUGGAAACAGCUUCACAUGAAAAUGAUUUAGACUGCAAUAUAUUUUCUCCAGUAAUUACGGAAGUACAAACAAAACAAAUUGGUAGAACAAAACAUAGAAAAAACAAUCAGAAAGACCAAAUUUUCCCGGCUAUAAAUACUCAGACUCCAGGAAUCAGAACGAAUCAAAUCAGCACAUCUUCUAAAAAACUUCAAACAAACCAGUCCAUGAGGACAUCUAUACCAUCUGAAGAAAUUCAAGCUAUUGAUCAUUUUUCAACAACAGAAAAGGAAAUCUUACAUUUCUCUCCAGAAUAUAAACAGAAACAAACCCCCAAGAGUACAGAUAGAACACUCUGUGAAUUCAGUGGACCUAAAACAGAAUGUCAAAAAAGGGAAGUUGCUAUACAUGGGAUGUUUGAGUGCAAAAAACUCUGCCUUGCUUUAGAAAACUCUUCAGUAGCAAAAUCUGUUGAAAAGCAGGAAGACUCUGACGAAUUAUUUUUCCAGUCUUUAAUGUUAGAGUUCAAACUUAUUUCAAAUGAAGAAAAAGCUCAAGCCAAGUGUGAAAUGAUAAAAAUGAUAGAAGCAUUCAAAAUCGAUGUCAGUGUAUGAAAUGAAUGUAAAUAAAG